Molecule: messenger RNA, 609 nt
Organism: Debaryomyces fabryi
Lineage: Eukaryota; Fungi; Ascomycota; Pichiomycetes; Serinales; Debaryomycetaceae
Gene: RLP24
Product: ATPase-activating ribosome biosynthesis protein
Exons: 1
Coding region: 1-609 (202 amino acids)
Biological process (GO): ribosomal large subunit biogenesis
Cellular component (GO): nucleolus
Source: RefSeq, a predicted model, not a curated record
AUGAGAGUUUAUUCGUGUCAUUUCUGUUCAUCUCCAGUUUAUCCUUUACACGGGAUUAUGUUUGUUAGAAACGAUGCCAAAGAAUUUAGAUUCUGUCGUUCCAAAUGUCAUCAUGCAUUCAAACAACGUCGUAACCCACGUAAAUUGAGAUGGACCAAGGCAUUCAGAAAAGCAGCUGGUAAAGAGUUAGUUGUUGACUCAACCUUGACAUUUGCCGCAAGAAGAAACGUCCCAGUUAGAUAUAACAGAGAUUUGGUUGCUACCACUUUGAAGACUAUGGCUAGAGUUGAAGAAAUCAGACAGAAGAGAGAAAGAGCAUUCUACAAGAACAGAAUGAGAGGUAAUAAGGAUAAGAAAUUGGCCCUCGAUAGAAGAUUAGUGGAACAAAACCCACAAUUGUUGAAGAUCAGAGAAGUUGAAUUACGUAGAAAGGCUGAGAGAUUGGCUGCUAAGGAAAAUGCCAUGGAAGAAGAAGAGGAAGAGCAAGAAGAUAUUGCAUCUGAAGAUAUGAUGAGCGAAGACGAAGAAAUGGAAAGCGACUCUGAAACUGAAUCUACCAAGCAAAAGGUCGUAUUGAAGAACAAGAAGAAGUCAAAACGUUCUAAUUAG